Acipenser ruthenus (sterlet) is the source of this 804-nucleotide messenger RNA. RefSeq lists its product as uncharacterized. The coding region runs from base 1 to 804 and encodes 267 amino acids. Lineage: Eukaryota; Metazoa; Chordata; Actinopteri; Acipenseriformes; Acipenseridae. The transcript has 2 exons. The record is from RefSeq and is a predicted model, not a curated record.
AUGGUCAAAAAACAUAGUCAUGUCUCUCUAAUCCCCCCCCUACCCAAACCCUCACCCAAACCCUCACCCCAAUCCCUCACCCCAAUCCUUCACCACAAACCCUCACCCCAAUCCCUCACCCGAAACCCUCACCCCAAUCCCUCACCCCAAACCCUCACCCCAAUCCCUCACCCGAAACCCUCCCCCCAAUCCCUCCCCCCAAUCCUUCACCCCAAUCCCUCCCCCAAUCCUUCACCCAAAACCCUCACCCCAAUCCCUCACCCAAACCCUUGCCCCAAUCCCUCACCCGAAACCCUCACCCCAAUCCCUCACCCCAAUCCCUCACCCCAAACCCUCACCCCAAACCCUCACCCCGAUCCCUCACCCCAAUCGCUCACCCCAAUCCCUCACCCCGAUCCCUCACCCCGAUCCCUCACCCCGAUCCCUCACCCCAAACCCUCACCCCAAUCCCUCACCCGAAACCCUCACCCCAAUCCUUCACCCCAAUCCCUCACCCCAAUCCUUCACCCCAAACCCUCACCCCAAUCCCAUACCCGAAACCCUCCCCCCAAUCCCUCCCCCAAUCCUUCACCCAAAACCCUCACCCCAAUCCCUCACCCAAACCCUCACCCAAACCCUCACCCCAAACCCUCACCCCGAUCCCUCACCCCAAUCGCUCACCCCAAUUCCUCAACCCAAUCCCUCACCCCGAACCCUCACCCCGAUCCCUCACCCCAAUCCCUCAUCCCUUCUGAACAGCUAUCAGAUAGAAACAACUUCCAGCUGUCUACUUUGCACCAUCUGAAAAGACUUCUACAGGCCUAA